Molecule: messenger RNA, 1619 nt
Organism: Clarias gariepinus (North African catfish)
Lineage: Eukaryota; Metazoa; Chordata; Actinopteri; Siluriformes; Clariidae
Exons: 8
Coding region: 94-1149 (351 amino acids)
Source: RefSeq, a predicted model, not a curated record
UCACCAUCUUGAAGAACUUUCAUUUUAGACCACAGCUUCAAAAGGAUUUUCAAACUUGCUCACUUUUUUUUCCUGCCACAGUGAGGUAUCGCAAUGGUGCUGCAGCGUUUCACACCUCUGAUCAUUUGCAUUUUUUUAACUAAAUGCCGCGGACACACUGAAUUCAUUUAUACCACAAACAAUGAAGUUAAAUUGCAGUGCAGCACCAACAAAUGGCAAAUCAGCACAGAGUCUGACAACAAACGUGAAGCAAUCUGCACAGUGGAGUGUGUUAAUGGUGAAACACUCAAACUUAAUAAUACCCAGAAUUCCUGCAUAAAUAAAAAAUCAUACAAUGUUAGUAAAAACUGUCUGCUAAUAGCAAGGAGUGGAUUUUUUCGAUGUGUUACUGCUCUGGAUUCUGGUUUCUUGUUUCCAUUCAAACCGUCACCCAACACUGUCACGUCUUACAUAGUCGCCACUGCAAAUGAAGAAAUGACAACCAAGUCUGAGGAAAGAUCUUCAGUCGAACUAACUGAAGGUGAAGAUGUACUUUUAAACUGCAGUUUCAACUUAACAGGAAAAUAUGACAACCAGAAAUUUAUACUGUACUGGAUCAAGACUAUUGGAAAGAACAGUAGCUGUGUGUAUUCUUAUGAUUAUGGCUUAUUGGACGGAAUAAAGUACGAUCAUCACUGCACUGUGCAAGAAGAACUGCGUUACAGACUCUCAAACCAAACUGAAGGCAAAAACACCCAUAACAUCAGGAUCAGUAACGUAACAGAGUCAGAUGCUGGACAAUAUCUUUGUGCUUUACAAAUACAAGGAAAGUGGAAGAUCAUAAAGAAUAUUACAGUCAGUGAUUCUAAGACUAAAGAAGAUAAAAAACAUAAAAACAGCACUGUUUCCAUCCUGUUAUAUGCUACAAUCCCCAUAUUACUGGUUCUGGCUCUAGCUGUUGUGGGUUUUAUCUGGAAAAAGACUAAAACCUCAUCAGGGUCUGUGGCAAUAAAACUACAAAGAAACCAAAAAGGAAAGGAUAUGGAAGAAACUGAUGAUACAGAAUGUUCUCCGUAUGCUGUGGGGACUGGAGAAGAGGAGACUCGAAGAGAAUCCGCAGACAUCUAUUCAGUUGUGAAGCAGAAUGACUUGUAUGAACACUGGAACUAAGAGUACACUGAAACACUUGAUGUUUUUAAGGAUCGCGGGGACCUGGAGCCUAUCCCAGGAGGCUUAGGGCAUGAAGCAGGGUACACCUUGGACAGGGUGCCAAUCCAUCACAGGGCACACACACAUACAUUCACUCACUAUGGGCAAUUUAGGAACACCAAUUAGCCUAAACUGCAUAUCUUUGGACUGUGGGAGGAAACCGGAGUACCCGGCACGGGGAGAACAUGCAAACUCCAUGCACACAGAGACGGAAAUCUGGCCGAGAAUCGAACCCGGACCCUGGAGGUGCAAGGCGACAGUGCUAACCACUACACCACCGUGCCGCCUAUUUACACUUAAUUUAAAGUUUUUUUUAUGCAUUUUGUGAAUUUUUCUGUAGCCUAAAAGAAAGUUUACAUUCCUCUACUGUUAAUAAAUUAUAUUGUAAAAUGUUAAAAUCUAUAUAAAAAAUAAACAUUGUGCUAAAAUGA